AUGCAAAGCUCGGCGAUUGUAACCGACGUUGACGUCUGUCUGGACAUUUUUGGACAGCAACCAAGACUCAAUAUACACACUCAGAUAUGCCUCUGCUUUCCACUACCCGAUGCCUUCGCGCAAUCCAGGGUCAUUAGUACGUUGAGAUCUGGCCUCGAGCGCCUCACAGCUAGCUUUCCAUGGGUAGCAGGUCAGGUCAUUGGCGAAGGCUCAGGCGAUGGAAAUACUGGUGUCUUCAAGAUCAAGGCAUUAGGGAACAUACCGCGUUUGGUGGUCAAGGACCUCAGAAAUGACCCCUUGGCUCCGACAAUGCAGGCCCUCAGACAAGCCAAUUUCCCAAUGAAAAAGUUGGAUGAGUCCGUUAUCGCACCUCGAAACACCUUUCCCGGAACGGAUGUAGCAGAAGAAACCGAGUCAAAUUCGCCAGUGUUCCUUUUACAGGCAAAUUUCAUCGUCGGCGGUUUAGUGCUCACGUUCCUCGGUCCUGAGCUUGCAUCUCAUCUCGUCAAACCAAUACCAGGCACUGGCGGGAGCACCCAAACUCCUGUAGCACCGCCUCCGAGAUGCGUCUGGGCUAGUUUUGUCUUGUCUCCUGCAUCCCUCGCAGCUCUGAAGUCAAUCGCUCUCGAAACGCGCUCGCCCGGUUCCAGCUACGUUUCUACUGAUGACGCUCUCAGCGCAUUUGUUUGGCAAAGCAUCAUGCGCGCACGCCUCGCCCGCUUACCACCAACCACAGAAGCGACCUUUGCGCGCGCCGUCGACGUGCGGCGCUAUGUCGACGUACCAGCCACGUACACAGGCAUAGUGCAGAACAUGACGUACACGACGUAUCAGCUGCGGAAGCUCGUCGCGCUGCCCCUGGGGGAGAUAGCAUCCGCGUUGCGCGUCGCUCUGGAUCUUAAGACCACGAUUCUGCCCUUCCACACGCGCGCCUUGGCUACAUACUUGCACUCCCAGGCCGACAAGUCGAUGGUCUCUCCUGCUUCCUCGAUAGAUUUAUCAGUCGAUGUUAUGCUGAGCUCAUGGGCCAAGACUGAUUGCUAUAGCUUGAACUUUAAUCUGGGGCUCGGCUUCCCGGAGGCGGUGAGGCGGCCACGGUUCGCGCCGCUCCAGAGUUUUGUGUAUUUUAUGCCGCGGGCGUGUGACGGCGAGAUCGCGGUGGCAAUGUGUCUACGAGAAGAGGAUAUGGAGCAGUUAAGGGUCGAUGAGGAGUUUGUGAAGUAUGCGAGGCACGAUGGGUGAUGCACUAAUAGCAGUGAAUUUGGCGACCAUUAGCCCAUGUCAGAAUUCGCGA
Molecule: messenger RNA, 1294 nt
Organism: Pseudogymnoascus verrucosus
Lineage: Eukaryota; Fungi; Ascomycota; Leotiomycetes; Thelebolales; Thelebolaceae
Exons: 2
Coding region: 1-1242 (413 amino acids)
Source: RefSeq, a predicted model, not a curated record